AAUAUUGAUUUUUCAUCUGACAGUUAGUAUUGACCGCGUUUCGUUGAGGUUAAAGCGCAGGAAGGUGCUUUAUUUUCUGCUUUGGAUGAAAUCAUAAUUAAAAAUGAGUGAAUUUUAUCAUAUUGUUCCUUGGUUCAAUAGUGACGAGUGGCAGAGAGUGUACAUUGGUAUAACAUCAGAUGCUGAUUCCAGCAAAGAAGAGGCUCUAAAACUUUUACUCGUGUGGAAAGCCAGAUGCCCGUCUCUCCCGUCCGGCAUAGAGUCAACUCUGAGUUUACUGCAAGUUCAUGUUCAGGAUUCAAAGAAUUCUCAUGAUGUGGCCAAUGAUCAACUAAUGCGUCUUGCGUAUUCAUCAGCAGUCAUGCGAUUUGUUAACCACAUGCUGGACACCGAAACAGCUAAAGGGACAAGCUUAUAUCAAGCAGCUAAAACCUUAGGGGUUCCUGACUGGAUUGUGGAUUUACGACAUGAUACUGCUCACAGUAAUAUACUUCCACCUUUAACAUUGUUACGAGAAGCAUGUUCUAUCAGUCUGAAAUGGCUGCAAACUAAUUAUUGGGACAAUCACAAGCAGUACAUCCAGGACUAUGUGUGUGGACAAAAUAAUGUCAACAUUCCUGAUGCAUAUAAAAUUCAAGCACUGAUUAAUUUUUGCAUUUCAUUGGGAAUAUGCACAAAUUCAAAAGUGAAGAUCAAAAAUUUAUCUGAAAUACCAAACUUGACUAUGCGAGAAUCAAUUAUUAAUGAUGCAAAAGAUUUGCUAGGCGAACACCUUGAUCUAUCUAACCUGAAAACGGUGUCUAUUGCAUCGCUUAUAAACAUCCUAAACACGCAUGGUAAAAAGCUUUUAAAGUUCAAGGAUGCAAGCGAAAUUGUUAAUGAGGCUUUGCUUGGAGAUGAUGGACUAUUUCUCUCAAGGGAACUUCUAUAUUUCUUCAGUGCAACAGACUUUAAAUUUAAAAACAGAUUGUACCCUGGUUACGUUCAAUGUUUUGAACUCCUGCUCACAUUCCUUCACACAAAUGAUUUGUUGUUGAACUUUAUAUUGGCUCUUAUAAAGUUAACAUAUAGUCCGGAAACAUCACGUUUUAAAGCAAGACUCGCUUCAAUGUGGCUUUCUGAAAUUUUAAGAGCCUUGAAAAUAUCACAUAAUGUGGCACAGAAGACAAAAAAAAUGGCUUUUGACAAAAUACCAAAGAGGAAAGAUUUGAUACAGCUGUAUGAACAUUGGUACCCGGGCAGUCACAUAAAGAAUGUCCUUGUUUUGGAUCUUCUAAAACCUGUUCCUGAAGAACUGCAAGAUUUAAAAUUCAUUCAACCAAUCCUAUCUCAAUAUAAUACGCAUCUGUCGUUUUUCGUGGCAAAUCUUCUAGAUUUACUUGUGCCAAAACUUAACUUUUUUGCGGCAAAGAGAAUUUGCUUGAUAGCAAGAUUGAUAGCAUCUCCAGAUAAGUUCCCUUUCCCUCCAUCUUCAACUAUUUACACAGCUGACGAUGUGCAAGGUGAAUAUAUUGAUAUAUGCGAACAAUAUGGGAGACGUGUGGUUACUGUGGUGCCUAAAAUCAGAGAACCACCAGCGAAAUUCGUAAAUUUCAUAUGGAACGAAGCUUCUGAUGAACAUGACUGGUCUACAUGCCCUAUUGGAAAGGUACCUUGGCAACCAAAUGAUGUUGGUGUGCAAGCUAAUAUAAAAUAAAUGGAGAAUGGACGAAAAGCACCUAAAGCUGUGCUUAAUAGUCUCAGCUGUGUUUUUUAUCUUCAACAUUUGUUAUAUAUAAGUAGUCAGAAGUCAAAUAAGGCAUACCUGGUACCUGGGCUGCGUUACUCUAGGUGCCAGAAAAGUUCAGAAAUAUAAAUGCAUUAUUUUCGGUUUGUGAGGGUCUCCACGAGGAUAGACCUUCAAAACACAAAUUAUAAUAGGAUCAUGCUCCAUCUGUUAACACCAAAAUCAUCUCUAGCCGCUAUGGCCAUGGUCAAUAUAUACACUUGCCCAUAGUCCUUUAAGUCGAAAUAUGCAGAAUUAAAUAUUAAAUCUAUAUCAAAUUUAAUACAUUAUUAUAACUUCAUGUAGAUUUAAAUAUAAAAAGUUGUGGUGGCCUAGAAGAACUGGUACUCAGCUGAAUCUGGUUAGAAAGGAAAAGGCUCGGAGGAUUGAUUGAUCGAUGUAGAUUCAAAUAUAAAAUUUAUGUGAAAUGUCAUUAUUAUAACUUUACGUAGAAAUAAAUAUACAAUUUGUGUCAAAGACUCAAAUGUAACACAUAUAACCUGUUAUAACUUUAUGCCGAAUUACAUAUAAAAAUUUACGUAUAAUGUAGGUACAAUAUUAUCAUAACUCAAUGAAGAAUUAAAUAUUAAAUUCAUAUCAAAUGUAUAACAUUAUUAUAACUUUAUGUAGAAAUAAAUAUAAAGUUUAUGUCGAAAGUAUAACAUUGGCGUACCUUUAUGUAGAAAUAAAGUUCAUGUCAAAUGUAUUACAUAUUGGUGUAUCUUUAUGUCGAAAUAAAAGCAUAAUAAAACACAUUUAUCUCAUUA
Messenger RNA from Helicoverpa zea (corn earworm), 2532 nucleotides. RefSeq lists its product as uncharacterized. The coding region runs from base 104 to 1696 and encodes 530 amino acids. The record is from RefSeq and is a predicted model, not a curated record. Gene Ontology annotation, molecular function: endonuclease activity. Gene Ontology annotation, cellular component: preribosome, large subunit precursor; Las1 complex. The transcript is spliced from 2 exons. NCBI's taxonomy places the organism in Eukaryota, Metazoa, Arthropoda, Insecta, Lepidoptera, Noctuidae. Gene Ontology annotation, biological process: maturation of LSU-rRNA; maturation of 5.8S rRNA.